Molecule: messenger RNA, 2157 nt
Organism: Moneuplotes crassus
Lineage: Eukaryota; Ciliophora; Spirotrichea; Euplotida; Euplotidae
Source: the annotation of a GenBank genome assembly
UAUAAAAUAUGGUAAAGAAAGAGAAAAAAGACAAGAAGGAAAAAGACAAGAGAGAAGAUAAAGGUAUGGUUGAGUAUAAAGUUGAAUUCUGAACUAAUUUGCUUUUUGAAAUGUGUUUUUAUGAUUUGUUUGAGAUUAAUUUUGUGUGAAGGAAAAGGUAUGAAAGAUAAGAAAGAUAAGAAAGACAAAAUGAAUAAAAAAGAUAAGAAGGACAAAUAUAAAGAUAAAGAAUAUAAAAGCAAAGCUGAUGAAGAGACCAAGGUUUCAGAAAAACAAUCAGUCGAUAAGAAAUCUGAAAAGAAAGAAGUGUAUGAAAACAAUAAAACCCCAAAUAAAAAUCGCUCUAAAUCCCCUCAAAAGAGUACCAAAAUCGAGCUCAAAAACUCCCCUAAGAGGGCUGCCGAUAAAGAUCUGCCUUUUCCCAAAGAAGGGCGUGACACUAAAUCGGUUUCAAAACUUCCCGGCCACCAGGACCUUAACUUCAGACCUCCGAAGAUAAAGCCGGCUGCUAAGCCGGUUCCUGAGAAGGUUCUGACUCGAGAGCAGUUCAUGGCCAAGAUGAGGGACAAAUGUCAGGGUUACACCUCUGAAGGAUACUUUUCCCAUGAAUACCAGGAGGAAGUAGCGUGGAAGGUGGCUGAUAGGAUCAGGCGAGGAAGUCUAUGUGUGAAAGAUUUUAACCCCUCUAAAUUCUCUGAAUCUCUUUCUAAACUGAAAGAGGAACAAAUCGCUCAAGAAGUAGCUCAUCUACAGAAUUCUCUUCGUCUUGAGAAGCCUCAUUUCAUUAAGGAGAAAGGAUUCAAUAGUUAUUCCCAAAUAUUCGAUACAAAAGAUAGUCGGAAUUUCGAGAGCCUUCCGAAUUCCCAGUCACAAAAUGUUAAUAUGAAGGAUAUAGAUGCCUAUAAUCCCAUGAGGACCUCCACAGACCCUCAAUCGGACUCGAAUAAGACAUUUGAAGAAAUUAAAAAGGAUAAAUAGAAUAAGAGAAAGAAUGGUCCAGAAAAUUAGGCAAUACGAACAAAACAAAAUUCAGCAGCUGCUUGAGAAAGACAGAGAAAGCCAAGCCCUCCUAAAGGACCAGAAGCUUAAGGAACGCAAGGAAUACCUAAUGCAAAUUGCAGAUCAAAGACACUCGCGACAUAAGAAAAAUAAGGAACUAUUGAAAACAGGAAAUCAACGCUUAAAGAAGAUAAUGGAAACUAUCCCCUUGCACAAGAAGCUUGAGGAAGAGUAUAGCCAUCUUCAUAGCUUAAGCACCAAGACAAUCUACCCGAAAGAGGCAGUUGAUAUGGAAGAAUUAGAUCGUCACUCAAGGAACUACAAGCAUAUUAAGGAAGCUCUACUUCAGAAGAAAAUAAUGGAUAGAAAACAUGAGAUACAAAUGAAAUUUUGUGAAAAUAGAAGAGCUAAAAGCCGUGUUUACAAGUCCAAGCAUCUUCAAGAUAUAAUCAAUGAAAAUCUAAAAUUUAAAGAAAAAUUUAAGCUAAAAGAAGAGUUGGCAAAGCUACGUAAAAACAGGAUCAAGAAUUAUGAUCACAAUGUGAGAGAGUGAUAUCGACCAGUCAUCUCUAAAGAUAAGCAAGAUGAAGUUAAAAGCCGGAUUGAACUUCUUAACAGAUCGCAUCAUAAUAAGAGUCAUAAUGAAUACUCAACCAAUCAUUCCAGAAAGUCCCCGUUAAUCCAGGAGAAUUCUGAGGAUGAAAAUAAGUUAAUCAAGAGAUCUGGGUCACUUUCCUCUGCUAACAAGAAGUACAAAAGGAAGAAAUUCAAGCCAAAUCCUAUGGUUCCACCUCCUAAGGUAAAGAAAGAGCCUAUUGAGUUGAAAUACCUUGAAAAUAAGAGAAGAAAGAAAGGUCCAACAGGAGACAGAGAUUCUCAGGAUUACAAGCCAUACAAGCCGUAUCAGUGGGACUCAGAGAUUAAGGACAAGAAGGGACUGGAAAAGUUUGACUUCGUAUUAGAUAAAUCCCACCAGAUCUCCGCUAAUGAAGACAUGCAGGAGAAAUACCUUAGGCACGCUGACUAAUAACCGCUCUAGGAAUAAAAAUACAGGAAAUAUAUCUAUAGACCAAACUAAAAACCUUAAUGAGAUGUUGAUAGAUGUGAUAAAGGCUAAAAUUUCCCUCCUGGAUAAUCUAUAGCUCAUCUAAAAUUUAU